Molecule: messenger RNA, 897 nt
Organism: Symbiodinium sp. CCMP2592
Lineage: Eukaryota; Dinophyceae; Suessiales; Symbiodiniaceae
Source: the annotation of a GenBank genome assembly
AUGCGUGCUGGGACGUCGGACAAAGCCAAGCUCUGUGCAGCUCAGAGCGACGAUACCCAUUGCGUUUGCAAGCUGAGUGGUGAACGGCCGCUGGGCGUGCUGGGACGCAUGUUGGCGGCACUCCCCCACUCCAAGAAAGCGCAGGCGCUGCAGAUUUCCAUGGAGAACUGCCCGGAGGGGGUGCCGGACCUCCUGGCUGGCACGGUGCUGGCAAGCCUCGUGCUGAUUCUUGGGGUGUCCGUCCGGAUGGUGUGCAUGUCUGCGGCAAGCGAGAAGCUGGAGGAACCCAAGCCGGCGACGCUAAAUCAGAGUUUUGUCAGGGUGAAGAGCCCGAUGCAGAACUUCCUCAGCAGCUACUCCUGGGCAGCCGGCUUUCUCCUCUCCUUGAUGGCCUUGCAGACGGGAGCCUUGGCAGUGGUCCGGAAGUCCUCCGAAGAGGAGGCCCCCGUGUGGAUCGUCGCAGCCUGCCCUGCCGCCCUGGCGCUUGCGGCUGCCCUGCGCCUGUCGCAGCUUCUCGUGAAGAAGCAGUUGGUGCACGCGUUCCUGAAGUGGGACGUGAUCAUCACCGAUUUGCCGGAUGACGUUAUCCUCGACGCCGUGCUCGUGGUCGCAAUCCUGGCGUACUUCCUCUUCAUCCUCUACCUCGUAAGCAUCGACCUGCAGACACUGGUGGUCGCCUUGACAGCUCUGGGCAGCGCAUUGUGGACCGUCCUCAAGGCCGUGAGCACUGCGCGGGACCUGGACAAUAGUCUCGAGACCGUGGAGAUGGGCUCUUCGUGCCUGGUAGCCGGCACGGUAAGGCUCGAAAUGAAGCCACUGCCCUGGGCCACGCUGCUGGCUCUCAAGGAACCGCAGGACCCCGUGCUUGUCGCACAGAGAGCAGUUCACGUGGAGUAG